GCAAAAUACAGCAAGAGAGAAGACAGAAAGUGACAGCUAUAGCAAAAUGAACUCAAAAUGAAUGAUCGAGUGAACGUUCGAGUUUCAUAAUCGGGGGGUUAGUCCCUUGGGUUUGUGUACAGAGCGAAGUGCGAAGUGUUGUUUACUAUUGAGCGUUCUCACUUGCGACGUGCGCUACAUUUGCCAAAGCGCCAACGGUUCGCGUGCUGUCUGUUAGUGUCGAGCUUGUGAGUUUCUUUUCGGUGGUUGAGAUUUAUAGUGGAAAAAGUGGUGUGUUUCGUUCGGAAUCUGCGCACCAUUUCGAUUCGAUCUCCUGGCCAACGUGCGUUCAGCGCGGCAUCAUCAACCGAUAUCACCCAGGUUGGCGAGUUGCGGUUUUGAUUGUUUGUAAUCUUUUUCCCUGACCAAGUUACGGAUUGACAGCAGGCGACACGCAACAACACCUUUUGGCGCGUACAAAGUCGUCAUCGGAGGGGCCAUCAAAACCAAUCGGGCGCUGCCCAAGUUGCUCCCGUUUCACAACACAUUCCUGCCGCCUGCCAACGCGAAACACCAUGGCCAACGUGCACGAGGACGAAAUGAAGCACUGUUACGAGAACCUGAUCGUCGUCGACGUCGGGGCCAAUCUGACCAACAAGAAGUACACCCGAGAUCUCGACUCGGUGAUACAGCGGGCAAAAGAUUCUGGCGUACAGAAAAUUAUGGUCCCUGGCACGUCGGUGAAGUCGAGCAAGGAAGCACUCCGAUUGACGCGCAUCUAUCCCGGCAUCAUCUACUCGACGGCCGGCAUCCACCCGCACGACUCCAAAUCGAUCAUCGAAGAACCGAGCAGCUGGCACGACUUCCAGCUGAUUGCCGGCGCACCCGAGUGCGUCGCCAUUGGGCCCUGUGGGCUCGACUAUCAGCGCGACUUUUCCGAACCCUGCACCCAGAAAGAGAUUUUCGAACGGCAACUAAAGCUGGCCGCCGAGCUCGGGAAACCGAUACUGAUCCACGAACGAUCGGCACAGGAGGAUGUUUUGGAAAUACUCACGAGAUUCCAACCAACACAGCCGAUUAUCGUGCGAGGUUUCAUGGGCACCACGGACGAGGCCCUAAAGUACCUGGAGCGUGAAUUCUACAUCUCACUGACCGGAUACCUAUGCAAGGAUAAGUCCGACACGGGCGUGCGGAAGCUACUGGAAGACGGACGACUUCCGAUGGAGCGUCUGCUGGUGGAAACGGACUCACCGUUCAUGUAUCCGAACACACGCGCCUCGAAAUUACCGCAGCACGUCAAGGGGGGACUGACGGAGCGCUCGUUGCUCUACCUCCAUCGUUACUGCACCUUUCAGCGCAAUGAGCCGUGCAGUUUGCCAGCGAUCGUUGAGAUGAUAGCGGCAUUUAUGAACAAAAAACCGGAGGACGUAGCGCUCGCCACCGCUUUCAAUGCGCUCAAACUGUUCGGCUUGUCGCAAUGAGGCGUUUCCCGCAGCCACGGCUAUCGAUCUAUGGCGCAAGCACUAGCGCGCAAAGAGACAACAAUGAAAACAAUCGAACGACGUCGAACUAAGCUGCCACUAAGCUUGUCGACGAUUUUAUAUUUAUCGCGAAACCGUUCUUUUUUUUGCUAUCGAACAUUUCAUUUUCCCUCACGUUUUCAGAUUCGGCGAAAGCAAUCGAAUCUACGAACUCUCCGUAUAAAGUUAAGCAAGUUGUUAAUGGUUUAACCGUUAUUGUCGCCUUCUUCCUCCACAUAGGUCUAUCAAUUCAACUAUCGUGGAGGUGAAUAGAACAACGGGCCGAGUGGGUAUUUGUUUGUUUUCGUUUUUGAUAAUAGGCAAUCUAUGGGUGAUAAUACUAAAGUAAAGCAAACAUUUCAUUCGAUCGAUUCCUUCGAAUGCACACUUCUUUUUUAUGUUAAGCUGCGUUUGUCCAUUCGCUUUCCGCAUUAGUAGCGUUACUCAUCGCUAUACUUUAUUCGUUACUUUCUCGAGCGCUGCCCGGGCUCGUGUAAAGCUAGGUAGUAUGUUAACAACGUUAAGAAUGUGUUAGCCGAAAUUGUAUAGUUGUUAGGCUAACUAUGUUAUUAACAUGAAACCAAGUGAAAGACUGAUCGCGGGAGAAUCACGGUAGCGUGUAUGGAGAAGGUAGUAUAUGAUAAACACGAUCACGAGCGUGGACGAUCAUGGAAGCGAACUGCAGAACAAGAAGCUCAUUCUUAGACGAGAAGUAUUGCCGUAUGAUCCUGCCGUAAGGCGUAGGCUUCUGGGUCGCUUCGUACGGACCACAGACACGAUUUCAACUGAUAGGAGCGAGGGAACCUGGCCGAUCAGAGCUAGAAGUGCCAUACUUUAUAUGUCUCAAAUAAGCUACGCUAAUGUAACGUUUGAUUGUAUAAAGUGUAACACUGUUCGUGUAAAUUAUUACAAAACUUAUGUAGUGAGUCAAUAAAUGAAUCAUUUA
Anopheles cruzii is the source of this 2445-nucleotide messenger RNA. Its product is annotated as 3'-5' ssDNA/RNA exonuclease TatD. The record is from RefSeq and is a predicted model, not a curated record. Gene Ontology annotation, cellular component: cytosol. Gene Ontology annotation, molecular function: single-stranded DNA 3'-5' DNA exonuclease activity. Lineage: Eukaryota; Metazoa; Arthropoda; Insecta; Diptera; Culicidae. The coding region runs from base 555 to 1460 and encodes 301 amino acids. The transcript is spliced from 5 exons.